GAGUUGAGUUGAGUUGAGUUGAGUUGAGUUGAGUUGAGUCCAUAUUGCUAGCUAGUUCACUUGUAAAUUGUUUUGAUAGUUAAGUUGACAACAUGAGUGAUAUUCGAGAUAUUUUGGAGUUGGAGCAAGGGCUUGCUUCUACGCCAAGUAAAGAGGCUAUCGUUGGAGGAAACAAGCCAAGAAAGCUUAGAAGAGCUGGGGAACAAAGCUUCAAACGUCCAGAGGGGAUGCAUCGUGAGCUGUAUGCCUUGCUAUACAGUGACAACAGGUUAGUGCAGUGGAAAAAGUCAGUCAGUGAUUUUAAAGUUAAUGUUCCAAGCUAUACAGAUGAAGAGUACCAGAUGUACCUCCAUGAUGGCCCCCCCUCCACAUGGACACGGGAUGAAACUGAUCACUUGUUUGAUCUCUGCAGACGGUUUGAUCUUCGUUUCAUAACCAUUCAUGACAGAUUUGACAAGGAGAAGCAUCAGACUCGUACAAUUGAAGAGUUAAAGGAUCGCUACUAUAGCUGUGUUACAAGGUUACUCAAGGCUCGAGCCCCCCCAGGGCAAGAACCACAGAAUUUGCCUGCACCAUAUGACAGUCAGCAUGAAACAGAGAGAAAAAGACAACUUCUGAAGCUGUUUAACCGUACUCAAGAACAGGUACAUUGUACAGCUGCCAACCAUGUCAGCUUCUUUGAUGCUCAGAUGGGCCAUUGGGAAAAUUUUCCCAUUAAAUUUUCCCUUUUAACUAAAUUAAUCAUGAACAUUUGUGUAACUCGUACAAUUGAAGAGUUAAAGGAUCGCUACUAUAGCUGUGUUACAAGGUUACUCAAGGCUCGAGCCCCCCCAGGGCAAGAACCACAGAAUUUGCCUGCACCAUAUGACAGUCAGCAUGAAACAGAGAGAAAAAGACAACUUCUGAAGCUGUUUAACCGUACUCAAGAACAGUUGGAUAACAUUGGUAAUCUCUUGCAGGCUGAAGCAUCAGGAGUUAAGUUUCCAGAGAGUAAGGGAGCUGGUGUGUAUCUGCGGAGUGGCAGGAUGAAGAUGCCAGGAUCCGUCGGAACCAAAAAAGCCAAGGCAGUUGAACAACUUCUAGAAGAGUUAGGAGUUGAUCUUAUGCCGAUGCCAACUGAACACAUAAGCCACCAGUUCAACGAAUUGAGGUAAUCGCUUAAUCUGAUAGUAAGUAAUAUUUAACAGUUAGACCCGUAGCUCGCAACGGCUACGCGUCAAUAGCACAUGAGGCGAGG
Messenger RNA from Orbicella faveolata, 1237 nucleotides. Its product is annotated as DNA methyltransferase 1-associated protein 1-like. Gene Ontology annotation, biological process: DNA repair; negative regulation of transcription by RNA polymerase II; chromatin remodeling. Gene Ontology annotation, molecular function: transcription corepressor activity. Gene Ontology annotation, cellular component: nucleus; NuA4 histone acetyltransferase complex; Swr1 complex. The record is from RefSeq and is a predicted model, not a curated record. NCBI's taxonomy places the organism in Eukaryota, Metazoa, Cnidaria, Anthozoa, Scleractinia, Merulinidae.